AUGUUAAGUAUUUCAGCAAGAAUGAGCCAACCGAAGACACAGAUUUUAAUAACGGGUAUCCCAAAGACAAGAUUCACUAAGAAAUGGCCAGAAUCCUUACAAUCACAAUUAUUUGAAAAGGAUUUUCCUGAUUAUAAAGCUAAAUUAUCAUAUUUUACACCAUUACCAUUUUUGAGUAGAAUAGUGAUUAUUUUAGAUGAUGAAACUUCUGCAAAAAACGUUUAUGACUACUUGUUACCUAUAAUAACAAAGGAAGGGGACGAUAUGAAAAUAUUUUUAACCGAAUCUCUAUUAUUACCUCGUUCACGUUCAUUUGAUGAUACAGAGAAUGUAUCCCAUAUUAGAAGGAAGAGUUCAGUGACAGAAUCGUUGUUAGAUUCUGGAAAACCAAUUCUUUCAUUAGAUACAGAUCCAACAAUCACAGGUGUUAAUGCAACUUCCUUAUCUAUUGGUAGCCCUUCAUUAUCUCCAGACACUGCAAAUGUUGGUUCUCCAACAUUAUUAAAAUUUUCUAACGAUUCUAAACCAUAUUAUUAUAAAGAACCUUUACCGCAGUUUUCAUCUCAAACUAACAUAACAUCUAUUAGUGAUAAUUCUUUAAGUCCGAGUAGCAGCAUGGCACAAACUACAUCGGAUAGCACUGAAGAUAAAAAAUCAUCAUUUUUAAAGAUUGAUACAUCCAGUACUUCUGUAACAAGUCAGAGAAAUGACGGUUUAUCAACACCUAAGAGUCCUUCGAUUACAAUAAAUCAAUUUGUUCAAUAA
This is a messenger RNA of Maudiozyma saulgeensis, 765 nucleotides long. The record is from the annotation of a GenBank genome assembly. Lineage: Eukaryota; Fungi; Ascomycota; Saccharomycetes; Saccharomycetales; Saccharomycetaceae.